This is a messenger RNA of Populus trichocarpa (black cottonwood), 396 nucleotides long. RefSeq lists its product as uncharacterized. The record is from RefSeq and is a predicted model, not a curated record. The transcript has a single exon. Lineage: Eukaryota; Viridiplantae; Streptophyta; Magnoliopsida; Malpighiales; Salicaceae. Bases 67 to 396 code for a protein of 109 amino acids.
AGUAGGUUAUACCAUUUCUUGACCUUUGACAUUUUCUGUUCUUGACUUUGUACCCUUUUAGAGUGUAUGAAACAUGAUCCUGAAGUGAGCCGUGAGAUGGAACAAAGUCUAACAAACAUGUUGAAAGAUGAACUGAGGUUAAGUGAAGAAGAAGCUCAGGAAAAACAGCAACGUGCAGACUUGGCGCUGUUGGAAGCUAAGAGCAUGACAUCCCAGUAUCAGAAAGAGGCAGAGAAAUGCGAUUCUGGAAUGGAUAGCUGCGAGGCGGCAAGGGAAAAGGCUGAAAAAGUAGUGGGAGAACAGAGGAAACUUCCUGCAAUAUGGGAGCUUAGGGAUCGCGAGAGAGAAUGGAGAGAAGGCAUCAUUAGGUCUCAGGUUAAUCAAAACUUCGAAUAG